Messenger RNA from Lichtheimia ornata, 3165 nucleotides. RefSeq lists its product as uncharacterized. Gene Ontology annotation, molecular function: GTPase activator activity. Bases 1 to 3165 code for a protein of 1054 amino acids. Gene Ontology annotation, biological process: positive regulation of GTPase activity. The transcript is spliced from 12 exons. The record is from RefSeq and is a predicted model, not a curated record. NCBI's taxonomy places the organism in Eukaryota, Fungi, Mucoromycota, Mucoromycetes, Mucorales, Lichtheimiaceae.
AUGGAACCAAAGCGAAGACAGAGCUCCACUUGUAGCAGCAGCGAAGAACUAUUCGAGUUCGUUGACUAUACUUCAGUGUCCAACUUUGAGCGUCUCAGCACCGCCAUUGCUGAAAUCUUUGCUUCGUGGGGUAUCAAGGACGGCAAUCACGGCAUCUUUAACGACACUCGAUCCAGCAACAACAACAACGACGACACCACCACUUCCUCGCGUAGUGAAUUACUCUCCAUUGGCGAUGAGACCUACAAUCUGACCUACUCAUAUCAUCCGUCUAUAUCUCGACAACGCUAUGAUACCCAUCAUGACUCUUUGGCUUAUGCGGAUUUUUGCCAUAUGGGCCAAGAUAUCCACCCGCUACAUCGUUCAACUGGGCUCGAUAGACUCUUUGUAUUGACACCCGCUCAAGAUUCACUAAAGACAAGGCUCUUUUCGCAAGCGAGAUCCACAGUGGAAUUGCCCCAAGCUAAGAUACUCUUAUCAGCAUGUGCCCUCGCUAUUCAAGAAGUGAAAUGCACCGUACCCGUCUUUGUGCCAGUGGGUCAGGAACGACAAGGAAUGUAUAUUGGAUACCUCUUGCACACCAUCGAUCCCCAUGACUCCUUGUACAAUAUGGAAUUUCGAUUCAAUACAUCCGUUACCUAUCCACUUUCAUCACAACACAUUCGAUUGGAUGGCUUGUAUCAGCUAUUUGCACAAAAAAUGGAUACCUUUUACGAAGAUUGUGGUGUCCUUGCUCCUACAGAGGAUGAGAGGGAAUGCCAUGUAGCAGGCGCAUUCACAUACACUUGCAAAAACUGGUUUGAUGAGAAUUGGAAGACAUUGGAUGGAUGGACCAAUACGACAACCCCUUCUCUCCCAUUUGGGUCCUACAAUGAUCCACUCAGAGGAUUAUCUCUCAAGACGCUAUUUCCACUUGCACCCCAAUCCACCUAUCUCGACACCACUGUUCAAAGCAACAUGAAUUUGAUCACAUCACAACAUUGGUUCUUGUCAUGCGAAAGUGCUCCUCCUUCACAACAACGAUCGUUUUUAUCAAUGCUUUUGGACAAUCUGAUAUCGUCAUGGAUACGGGAUCCUGGCAACCAUGAUUAUCUUCAACCUUAUGAUGCAAGCAAUCAAAGUGGUGGUGAUGAUCUACGACGAGGCGAGAGUGGACUUGUACGUAAUUUAUUCCAUGCUAUGGGUCCUGGACGCAAAGAAAGAGGCGGUACCAGCAGCAGCAGCAACAACAAGAACAACAACAACGUCAACAAAAGGAAUUCAGUAUCCGGAACAAGGACCGAUUCGAUCAUGGAUAUCCUUGAAGCCAUCUUUGAGCAGAAUGGAAAGCAUGAAACACAACAAAGUGGUGACCAUGUGGAUGAAAAACGGCAACUCUAUUCAGCGAGCGCACUUGGUCUACGCUUACAACAUGGGACAUCUGUACCCUACAAGUCAUUCUUUUGGAAUUUGCUCUUUUACGCUUUGCAUGUUUUAUCGGAUCCUGCAAGAACACCAGGCACCUCACCCAUUGAAUUACUCAGAAGUUUAUGGGCUCAAGUAUUACGUCAACUUCGCUCACACUGGGAACAUGCGACGCCCAUCCCCAAUGUGGAUACUUCACUCUAUGGAUCGGACAAUGACAAUGACGUAUGUGGGGUUGAUCUAAGAUACAAUUUGCUUCAUCAAAAACUCGCCAUGAUCAAUUGUUGUAUUGAACGAUGCAUACGUGACGGCAUUAGCAAGGCCACUUCCGACACGCCGACGAUCCCCAAACGACAACAUGUAUCCAAGCUGUUUGAUGAUCUUGAGCGUCCAGAACAAUCGGCGUCCGAUAGCGCCUUAGAUAAAUUCAACUUGUUUUUGGAGAAACUCGUGGAUCCUGAUGAUAAUGAAACGUCAUCCUCUACACCUACUGAGAGUACACAUAAAGGGAUGAGUCAUGACGAUGGAGAGAUGAGUGAUGGCGAUAUGUUUUUCGAUCCAUUGGAAGAUUUCGUGGAUGAUGAUGAUGACAUUCCUCCCAAAUCAGCGUCUCGCAAAUCCACGCCCAUCACUACUGUGUCGGAUAAGACGGCGGCAUCGCAUUCCUCAUCCUUAUCAGAUGUCUCUGAAGUGGCCCAUCCUCGUUCCAUGUCUGAAUCAUUUGUCCGCCUAAAUUACUCUGAUUCAACACGACGACCGCACUUGGAGAAAGCAAGUUCAAAUGAUCACUUGUACCAAAUCACCGAUCCUGAUGCAUCCGAAGGUUGUAAACACCAACAUCCAACAUUGAAACUUUUAAAGACAAAUGAGCCCAUGUGGAUUCCAGAGACGCAGGACGGUGGAUUUAUGACGGAAGAUAUGGUCAAGCAGCAAGCAGAUGUAUUUGAACGUUUGGGAACAUCCGAAGAUGCCACACAGAUGCGUGCAAAAUUACAAUCAGCUCAGCUGUAUUCAGAUAUGCAAGCAUUCAAGGCAGCCAAUCCACAUGCUAUAUUGGAAGAUUUUGUUCGAUGGCAUUCUCCCAAAGAUUGGAUACAAGAUGCUGAGGAUGAACAAAAAGGACAACUAAGUGCUCGUAUGGCUGAUCCAAGGAACAUAUGGCAAGAAUUGUGGAAGAGCUCUCCACGGAUACCUGCAUCUCGACAAAAACCAUUGUUUGAUGUGUACGCUGAAGGUGAAAAGGCACUUCAUUACUUAGAGACGCUGUCCAUUCAUGAAGUCUUUGGCAUGCUUCUACCAACGGUGGCAUUGAUUGCCUAUGAUACCUUGGUCUCGCACCCUGUUGCUCGACGUGUGCAUACAGUUGUUCAAGGCAUGCAAGAAUUAGGAUCCAUCACGGUAGAAUUUCCAUGGCAUCAACUAAGGAUCGGUAAAUGUUCAGUGACCACCCUCCUCUCGAGUAUUCGAAAGCAAGAGUCUCUCAUGUGUAACGCCAUUUCGCUUUUACGCAAACUUCCUCAUCAGGAUGAAUUGGUCAAUCGCCUAUUGACUGAACAAGAGACUGAGAUUCAUCAAGGAUCCGAGCGUGACACUGUGCUUGAUUUAUUCUGUGCUGAACAACCAUCAAGCCGUGAAUAUGUAUUAUACAGUAAUUGCCCAGGUGCAGGACACAACGACCAAAUCUUUCCUAUGCGUCAAUAUGCCCUGAUAAAAGAUAAUGAAUUACGUGUGGUGGAUAUGUAUCCUUCAUGCCCACAAUAA